Drosophila eugracilis is the source of this 685-nucleotide messenger RNA. RefSeq lists its product as uncharacterized. The transcript has a single exon. The record is from RefSeq and is a predicted model, not a curated record. Lineage: Eukaryota; Metazoa; Arthropoda; Insecta; Diptera; Drosophilidae. The coding region runs from base 6 to 659 and encodes 217 amino acids.
AAAAUAUGCAGGCACGCUCAAAGAAGCCCGUUUGGUUCCUCUUUAAGGUGAUGGAACUGCUGCUGAGCCUUGGGUGUUGCAUUGUCCAUUGGCACUGCACUAAUGCACCGCACGUAUUCCUCCUAUGUGGGACCUAUGGCGGAUCUGUGAUCAUCUGUGUGGUUUCUGUGGUGGGAGUUUUUUAUGCAGAGCGACCGACUAUGAAGCAUGAAGCUGCGUUUGGUGCCAUCUUGGGAACCCUUCACAUGCUUACAGUAUACGCCCACAUGUAUAUUGCUACAUUGGAUGAGUUCCGGAAUGAGAAUUGGCCCGAUUUUUAUGGAUGCUGUAGGGACAACGCCAUUAUAGCUCUUUACGCCGGCGCCAUUUACUUGCUGCACUGCACCUUCGCUCUGGAUCUGAUGCUCUCUCAUAGACGAAGUAAGCUGCAUCCUCGGAGGAGCAGGCGACCACUCCAGCUCUUCUUCAUUAGUCGGGGGGCCGAGGCCUACUUCAGUCGAUUUCGGUGGUUCCAGCGCAUCUCCUCUAGAAUGUUGACUAGCGAACAGGCAUCGGAGAAUACAACCCAAAGUCGUGAAUUUUCAUCGGAAUCGGACUCUGAAGCCAUGGAGGAAUCAAGGCGAAAGUCGGAAAUCAAGGAAAGGGAAAAAAGUGUUUAAUUUCAAAUUAAAUUAGGAAUUUUAAC